UUGCUCAACAGGAAACAGACGCAAGAAAACAUUUCACAUGUUAAUCUGUCUGUCCGUCUACCUAUCUAUUAUAUUCAUUGGAGCACCAUCUCAACACCAUGUCUCUCCUUUUAGGGUUUGGAUUGCUGACCUGCAUAGCAUCAUCAGAGCCCAGUGCUGAGACCUCUGUGUUUGUGCAGAAGGGACAGGAUGUUCGCCUGAAUGUCCAGACAAAUGUUACACUGAAAGAUGUUGAUGUGCUAUUUUGGAAGUUUAACACAUCAGUCAAUGUUAUAAAGUUCCCCCCAAAAGUUACCUUUGAAAGGUACCGAGGUAGGGCUGAAUUGAUUGUGGAAGACUUCUCUCUGCUACUGAAGAACCUACAGGAAGGAGACAGUGGACUUUAUGAUGCAGUAGUGUCUGGUUUCAAUGACAGAAACGUUGCUUAUUACGUGUUGGUAGUUCAAGAGAGAGUUGAGCCACCAGUUCUGACAGUGAACUCUGUCUCCUCCAUCAAUGCCAUCUGUAAGGUGACUGUGACCUGCAGAGGUCAGAACAUCUCUGUCACCUCCAGCUGUAACAGCAGCACCUGCUCUCAGGUGAGAGGAGAGAGUAGAGGGGCUGAGACCUCCACUGUCCCCCUGCUCUCUGUCUAUGUGGCAGGGGGUUCCAUCAUAUGUAACCACAGCAACAAAGUCAGCUGGGCCAACGACACCAAGGAGCGAGUGGAACUUUGUCCAUUGAAAUGUGUGUCUCCCCCUGCUGGUAGCAUGUCUGUGUGCAUGCUGAAGAUCAUCCUGGUGUCUGUGGGGCUGGUCAUCAUGAUCUCUGCUGUCAUCACUGUCCACAUCAGGCACAGAUUCCACUAUGGAUAGAUUCAUGUGUAUUGUAUUUUUUCUACCUCAGACAAAGUGAUUUAGACUCAUGCUUCAUUACUGAAAAAGUAGAGAUUCAUGAUGAUUAUUAUCAGUAUUUUGUCUCAUCUGGUUUUCUAUUUGAAAUAAUUGUUGGUCAUACUGGUCUUGGCCAGUCAGUUGACUGCUCUUCCCACAUAAAGCCUCCAGUUCCCUCGAUGGAUGAUCGAUCAGUCAACCUACUUUUGUUGACAAAUGUGACACCUUUUGGAAGCAGACAAUGCUCUACAAGGAGGAUGGGAUCCACUCUAAUCACUUCUGUGUCUGGAUCCUGUCUCAACACUACAAGGCAGAGUUGAGGCAUUGACUGAUCAAAUCAAGCUCCUCAAAUUGUAUUUACUCCCAUUAAAUAGUAUUGAUAUCAUUCUGCCACAGCUUCUCAUGUUGAUAGGUGUAUUGUGAACAGUAAUUCUGUGCCUGCUAUUUUAAUUUCCAUUGAUAGCUCUGUUAGCUCCCGUUAGCUCUGUUGUUAGCGCCACCUAUGCUAUUAAUAGUUUUACAGUAUAUCAAGCUAUCGUUUUGCUACAUUUGCUCAUAAGCAUAGUGUUAUUGUUAAUAGUUCUAUUGUACUGAUUUAUCUGAAUUCUUAUAUUAGCUCAGGAACCAGGAAGCCCAUUGUGGCUAGCUCAACCAGUUCUAUUGACUCUUGUGUCACCAUGGAUACUCCUGCUGUUUUCAAAUCUCGCAGAAGGCUUGGACUGUUACAUUUAAAUGUGCCUGAUGUCUAAACUGGAUGUUCUGGGUGCAUGACACUAGUCCAGAUGUUUUGUUUAUCUCAACAUGCAACAAUUUCAUAGAUUUUACUGAGUUACAGUUCUUAAAGUCAAUUGAAAUAAAUAAAUUAGGUCUUAAUCUAUGGAUUUCACAUGACUGGGAAUACAGACAUGCAUCUCUUGGUCACAGAUACCUUAAAAUAAAAGAUAUGGGCGUGGAUCAGAAAACCAGUCAGUAUCUGGUGUGACCACCAUUUGCCUUAUACAGCGCGACACAUCUCCUUCGCAUAGAGUUGAUCAGACUGUUGAUUGUGGUCUGUGAAAAUGUUGUCCCACUCCUCUUCAAUGGCUGUGCAAAGUUGCUGCAUAUUGGUGGGAACUGGAACAUGCUGUUGUACAUGUUGAUCCAGAGCAUCCACACAUGCUCAAAGGGUGAAAUGUCUGAGUAUGCAGGCCGUGGAAGAACUGGGACAUUUUUAGCUUCCAGGAAUUGUGUACAGAUCCUUGCGACAUGGGGCCGUGCAUUAUCAUGCUGAAACAUGAGGUGAUGGCGGCGGAUGGAUGGAUGGCACGGCGAUGGGCCUCAGGACCUUGUCAUGGUAUCUCUGUGCAUUCAAAUCAAUCAAAUGCAAUUGUGUUCGUUGAACGUAGCUUAUGUCUGCCCAUACCAUAACCGCACCGCCACCAUGGGUCACUCUGUUCACAAUAUUGACAGCACUUACCCACAGCGCCAGACACGAGUUCUGCGGUUGUGAGGCCAGUUGGAUGUACAACUACAUUGUAGUUGGCUUACGGUAGAAAUUAACAUUACAUUCUCUGGCAACAGCUCUGGUGGAUGUUCCUGCAGUCAGCAUGCCAAUUGCAAAUUUGGGACAUCUGCUGUGGCAUUGUGUUGUGGGACAAAACUGCACAUUUUAGAGUGGCCUUUUAUUGUCCCCAGCACAAGUUGCACCUGUGUAAUGAUCAUGAUGUUUAAUCAGCAUCUUGAUAUGCCACACCUGUCAGGUGGAUGGAUUAUCUUGGCAAAGGAGAAAUGCUCACUACCAGGGAUGUAAACAAAUUUGUGACCGACUGCCUUGAUUUACUUGACGUCAACAUUGAAGAAGCGACUCCGGGAUAGUGGCCUUCUAGGCAGAGUUGCAAUGAAAAAGCCGUAUCUCAGACUGACCAAUAAAAAUAAAAGAUUAGGAUUGGCAAAAGAACACAGUCACUGGACAGAGGAACUCUGCCUAGAAGGCCAGCAUCCCGGAGUCGACCUCAUCACUGUUGACGUUGAGACUGGUGUUUUGCUGGUACUAUUUAAUGAAGCUGCCAGUUGAAGACUUGUGAGGCAUCUGUUUCUCAAACUAGACACUCCAAUGUACCUGUCCUCUUGCUCAGUUGUGCACCGGGGCCUCCCACUCCACUUUCCAUUCUGGUUAGUGCCAGAUGCGCUGUUCUGUGACGAGAAUAGUACACAGCGUUGUACGAGAUUGUACGAGAUUUCUCAGAACAAGAAUAGACUAACGUGUUUAAGAAGAAAGGUCUUUGUUUCUGGUUAUUUUGUGCCUGUAAUCAAACCCACAUAUACUGAUGCUCCAUAUACUCAACUAGUCUAAAGAAGGACAGUUUUAUUGCUUCUUUAAGCAGGACAACAGUUUUCAUCUGUGCAUAAUUGCAAAGGGGUUUUCUAAUGAUCAAUUAGCUAAUCCAAGUUUAUACUUUUAAAGGCUAACAAAACGUGCCAUUUGAACACAGGAGUGAUGGCUGCUGAUAUUGGGCCUCUGUACACCUAUGUAGAUAUUCCAUAACAAAUAUAUAUAUAUAUUUUACAGUAACAAUAGUCAUUUACAACAUUAACAAUGUCUACACUGUAUUUCUUACCAAUUUGAUGUUAUUUUAAAUGGACAAAAAUGUGCUUUUUUUCAGAAACAAGGACAUUUCUAAGUGAUCCAAAACUUUUGAAUGGUAUACAUUUCUGCACAUUUGAAUGUUGCAACAAUAGGACUAGCGUUUGAGUGAGCGAGACAGAACAUCAUUUUGAAACAAGCCCUGAUCCCAAUGAAUAGACUGCCCCCACAUGGAGAAAAAGAGAACUGCUCAUUUUCAGCCACUCACAAGGCUCAUUUGAAUUUCCUGAUGCAUCAGCAAAAUUAUCUGCGACAAAAGAGUGAUCAAGUUAAGAUCUGACAUCUGUAGGCCCAUCUGACUCGUUCGCUGUUGUCACAGAUGAUGAAACUCCCUGCCACAUAGAGAGCAGGGGGACAGUGGAGGUCUCAGCCCCUCUACUCUCUCCUCCCACCUGAGAGCAGGUGUUGCUGUUACAGCUGGAGGUGACAGAGUUCACUGUCAGGACUGGUGACUCAACUCUCUCUGAAAACAAAUAGAAACCCCUUAUUGUUUGUUUAUUAACCUGAGUAGAUACCAUAAUCAGCUGGUGUACCAAUGAAUCUGAUGUACUAGUGGAAAGUAUUUUACCUACACACUAUGUUUAGCUCUAUUGAUUGAUGUGUAUACAAAAACAUAAUAGAAAACAUCUCAGUUUAGCUUGUAUCAACAAAAACAUAUCUACUUUAUUACCAGGUAAUCAUGCAAAUAUAUUCACCUCAAAUAACAAUAUGUGUGAGCUUAUAUAAAGAUGAAUCAAAGUUGCCCUCGUCAGUUUUCCCACCAGCUUAAGUUACUGAGCACCAACUUUGUCAUAUGUCAUAUUUCAUAAAUGUGUCAAAGGUCGGCUUGUUUGACAUUUGAUGGAAAUAGUUACAGAUGUAUAACUACUAGGAAGUUGAAUAACCGGUUCAGCCUUGUACACUAUCUGCCCAAUAUAGCACAUGGUUAGACACACAUCACCAUGGAAACUGUAAAGCAGCCUACACUCUUAGAAAAAAAUAUGUUUUAAAAGGGGUCUUCGGCUGUCCCCAUAGGAGAACCCUUUUUGGUUCCAUGUAGUAACUUCUGUGGAAAAGGAUGUAACUGGAACCAAAAAGGGUUCUUCAAAGGGGCCAGCCGAAUAACCCUUUUAGGCGUUAGAUAGCACCUUUUUUUCUAAGAGUGUAUGGUGGGACUUUCCUGUCAAAACCACCACAAGGUCACACAGAAUUGAAGAAGUUGUUAUUUUCAGUGACAGUGUCACGCCUUGGUCAUUGUAUUUUGUGUUUUUGGUAUAUGUUUGGGUAGGCCAGGGUGUGACAUGGGUUUAUAUGUUAUGUUUCGUAUUGGGGUUUGUAGUAAUUGGGAUUGCGGCUGAUUAGGGGUGUAAGUCGCUCUGGAUAAGGUGUCUGCUAAAUGACUUAAAUGUAAAUGUUAAAUGGGUGUGUCUAGUUAGGCUUGGCUGCCUGAGGCGAUUCUCAAUCAGAGUCAGGUGCUUGUCGUUGCCUCUGAUUGAGAACCGUAUUUAGACAGCCUGACUUUCGCGUUGUAAUUUGUGGGUGUUUGUUCCUGUCUCUGUGUUGUAGUCACCUGUAAUUAGUUUCACGUUCCGUUUGUUGUUUUCUUAUAUCAGUUAUUUCAUGUACCGCGAUAUAUUUCAUUAAAGUCAUGAGUAACCUA
Messenger RNA from Oncorhynchus keta (chum salmon), 5134 nucleotides. Its product is annotated as SLAM family member 9-like. The record is from RefSeq and is a predicted model, not a curated record. Lineage: Eukaryota; Metazoa; Chordata; Actinopteri; Salmoniformes; Salmonidae. The coding region runs from base 99 to 854 and encodes 251 amino acids. The transcript is spliced from 4 exons.